UGAAAAUUCUCUCUACUGGUAUUGUAUUAAUGACCGCUCUGGCUCUCUUGUCUAGCAAGACGGAAGCCUCCUUCUUGGACGGACCAAUUGUUGCCACUUAUUGGGGUCAGAACUCCAAGAACGGCAGGGACACUCAAAAGCGUCUAUCGUAUUAUUGCAAUAGUGAUUCUGAUGUUAUUCUUGUUUCUUUCCUUCCUGAAUAUCAUGAUGGAAGUCUACCCGUCUUAAAUCUGGCUGAUGCAUGUGAUGGUCCUGUCUUUCCUGGCACAAAUCUCUUGCACUGUCCUAAAGUUGGCAAAGAUAUCAAGACAUGUCAAAAAAAAGGAAAGACCAUUUUGCUAUCUUUAGGUGGUGCUGACGGAUCUUAUGGGUUCAGUAACAAUGCAAAUGCUGAGGCAUUUGCUGAUACCCUUUGGAACUUGUUUGGUGGUGGCUCAAGCAAGACUCGUCCCUUCGAUGAUGCCGUUCUGGACGGCUUUGAUCUUGACAUUGAAGGAGGUGGUUCUACUGGUUAUGCUGCCAUGGUAAGACGUCUUCGUUCUCAUUUUGAUAAAGACAGCUCCAAACAAUAUUAUAUCACGGCUGCUCCGCAAUGUCCUUAUCCAGAUGCCAUGCUGGGCAAAGUCAUUAAUGCUGUUGGCAUGGACGCUGUCUUUGUUCAGUUCUAUAACAACUAUUGUUCUGCUACAAGCAACAGCUUCAAUUUUGCUACUUGGGACAAAUGGGCAAAGAACACGUCUCCAAACAAGAAUGUCAAAGUAUUUCUUGGAUUGCCUGGAUCAAAGCAAGCAGCUGGCAGCGGCUAUGUUCCUUACAAGGCGCUUGAACCUAUCGUGAAGCAAGUGCAUAGCAAAUACUCUAGUUUUGGUGGUGUCAUGAUUUGGGAUGCUUCUGAGGUUUAUGCUAACAAAGAAGUCUCUCCUCAUUAUGAAGGUGCUAUUGCCAAGUUGGUUCAUGGUCUCAAAGGUACUCAUUCUCCAACUCCAACAACAACAAGUCGUCCUAGCAAGCCUACUGACAAGCCGAGUACAUGUCCUGUUCAAGGCGCACAUUGUUCCAAUAAUGGUCAAUAUACAUGUGCAGGUGAUGCUUAUGCUGUUUGUAACAUUGAUAAGUGGGUUGUUAGUCCUUGUCCUGGAGAAACAACAUGUUUCUCUACUACAAAUGGUAAUUCAGUCUAUUGUGGAACUGGUUCAAAUGAAGACACAUGUGAAUUAGCCAACAAUGGCCUUAUUGAAAGUUAUCAACCUGAAUUGUUACCUACGGUGGACGCCUAUGAAUCAGACCAUUUCACAACUCAAUUCUCUGUUGAGCAUGUCAUGAAUCAUGAGUUCUCUGCUACCAUCAACAUUCGUCGCUUGGACAACCGUCAAUUCGACAAAGAUACUAUGGAAAUCGAGUUUCAAGUGGUAGAUGGCAUUGAAAUAGUCUCUGUAGAUCAAGGCACUGUAACACAACUAGGAAAUCAAGUCAAGAUACAAUUUCCUAAUACAGACAUGAUGUCCAAAGUGAUGACUAUCAAGGGAAGAGUUCAUUCUGAAGUAUUCGUUGCUCCUAUGAUGGGCAGCUUCAUUUUUAUCUAAUAAACCUUUCUUUGCAAGAACAAGCUAUGCUCUGCAAUGAAUACAUGUAA
Molecule: messenger RNA, 1633 nt
Organism: Gilbertella persicaria
Lineage: Eukaryota; Fungi; Mucoromycota; Mucoromycetes; Mucorales; Choanephoraceae
Product: glycoside hydrolase superfamily
Exons: 5
Coding region: 30-1583 (517 amino acids)
Biological process (GO): carbohydrate metabolic process; chitin catabolic process
Cellular component (GO): extracellular region
Molecular function (GO): chitin binding; chitinase activity
Source: RefSeq, a predicted model, not a curated record